Messenger RNA from Amphibalanus amphitrite, 5348 nucleotides. RefSeq names its product rho GTPase-activating protein 33-like. The coding region runs from base 288 to 5348 and encodes 1686 amino acids. Gene Ontology annotation, molecular function: GTPase activator activity; protein binding. NCBI's taxonomy places the organism in Eukaryota, Metazoa, Arthropoda, Thecostraca, Balanomorpha, Balanidae. Gene Ontology annotation, biological process: small GTPase-mediated signal transduction. The transcript has 12 exons. The record is from RefSeq and is a predicted model, not a curated record.
AUGAUGUGCGGAGCCGCCGCACAGUAGCGCUUGACGCGGUGUGACGCGGUGUGACGCGCUGCGCCGGCCGGGGUCGGACGGUGGCGGAUACCGGUGAGCCCGUGCUGCAGGGGACGCCGUGUCUGGCUAGCCGCGCAGGCGGGUGGUGGUGGGUGGAGACGGAGAUAUCCGCCGAGUGCCGCCACUCAGCGGACGGCUGUGACCGGACGUUCCCGCGCCGGACUGGCGGUGUCGGUGUGACCUGGUCUCGGUGACGGCUGGCCCGGGCCGGCCGCGCCGACCCGCCCAUGAUGGCGCCCAUGGAGCCGGCCGCCACGGUGUACCACAACUCGGCCGGAGCCCUGUUCAGCUCCUGGGAGAAGGGCCGCCUGCAGGCCAAACAGCAGGAGGCCGUGGACGCCCUGGUCGCAGACUACCUGCGUCGUUUCUCGGAGAUCGCCGGUCCGCUCAUCAACUGCGCGCCGAUCCUCAACUGGUUCGAGCUCGAUGCUGGCGGCGCUCGGCAGGUCGGCGCCGACGACUCGGACAUCAACACGCCGGCCGUGGCCGCCGCGCUCGUCGGGAAACGCUACGUGGCACAGGCCAGCGACGAAAUCAGCCUGGAGGUGGGAGACAUGAUCUCUGUGAUCGACAUGGCUCCGCCGGACGAGUCAGUCUGGUGGCGCGGUAAGCGCGGCUUCGAGGUGGGCUUCUUCCCCGGCGAUUGCGUGCGUCUGAUCGGGGAGGCGGCCGAGGGCGGCGCGGUGGUGGCGGGUCGCCAGCGGCGCGCCGCCACCCUGCAGCCCGACCAGCGACCGCUGCUCGGCCGGCCCGGCAAACUCGGCGCCUUCUUCAGGAGCUUCCUGGCCGCCCGUCCGUCGCGCCGGCGUCUCAAACAGUCGGGCAUCCUGCGCGAGCGAGUGUUCGGCUGCGACCUGGGCGAGCACCUCACCAACUCGGGACGCGACGUUCCGGUGGUUUUGAAGAGCUGUGCCGAGUUUAUCGAGGCCCACGGCAUCGUGGACGGCAUCUACCGGCUGUCGGGCGUCAACUCUAACAUCCAGCGGCUCAGGAACGCGUUUGACGAGGACCGGGUACCGGACCUGUCCCAGCCGAGCGUGCGCCAGGACAUCCACAGCGUGUCGUGUCUGCUCAAACAGUACCUGCGGGAGCUGCCCAACCCGCUGCUCACCUACCAGCUGUACGACCAAUGGGCGUCAGCCGUGCAGAGCGCCGAGCCGCAGCGGCUGGCCAGGGUCCGCGAGGUGACGCAGCAGCUGCCGCCGCCGCACUACAGGACACUGGAGUUCCUGGUGCGCCACCUGGCGCGCGUGGCCACCCACCACCGCAGCACGGGCAUGACGGCCAAAAACCUGGCCAUCGUGUGGGCACCCAACCUGGUUCGGAGCCAGCACUUGGAGCUGGGCGGAGUCGCCGCCCUGCAGGGGAUCGGCGUGCAGGCGGUCAUCGUCGAGUACCUGAUCGGCUCGUGUGAGCUGGUCUUCUGUGGCCGGCUGCCGCCGCUGCCGGACCCGGCGACGGACGGCAAGCGGUCUCGGCCGCGCUCGCUGGCCGUGACCAGUCCCAGUCGACUGCUGAGUCGGGCGCCGGCACCGGCCAAACCCGCCUCCCCGUCCAAGGCCGAACACAACUACAUCGAAGUCGGUGGCGGGCCGUCGGCGCUCCCCGCCAAGUACCACACCGUUCUGCGACCGCCGGCUAGGAAGAGCGGCUCGCUGCGGCUGGCCCGCUCACCUAUCCAGUGGAGGUCGCUGUUCCGCAGCAGGAGCAGACAGUCGCGCCCCGACAGAGACAUCUCGCUAGCGACCGGGCGUUUGACUCGCCAGGGCCGCGCACUGACCGAGUCAGACCUCAGGGACGGCCGAGCGGACGGCGGCCGCAGCCACGGCCUGCGCUCGGCACGCUCCUACGAGUCACUGGUGCCAUUGAGGGUCUGCCACCGCAGCUCACUGGUUCUGAGCCCGGACGGCGCGCCGGUCGUGUCGGACAGCGCCGGACGGCGGCCACUCUCCCGACUGGACUCCUACUUCGACUCCUACUCGGGCACCAGUCGCACGCUGCCGCGCAGCCGCCGCCACGAGCGGCCGCCGCUGCAACUGCCGGCCGGACCCGGCACCGAGCGCCACCGCACACAGCGAGCCGACAGCGAGCCAGAGGCCGACCGCCGGCACCCCGAAACGUCCUCCGCCUGGGGCGCCACCAGCCGAGACGUGCCGCAGGUUCCGACCGACGGCAGUGCGUCACCGUGCGGCGGGCCAGUGUCGGCGUCAGCCAGCUGCGCCGGCCGCUCCGGCGGGCCGACCCCGGCGCCGGCCAACAAAGACGCCGCGGGCAGGGCGAGCUCCGAGCUGCCGGACCAAGAGGCCGGCCCGGGGCGGCUCGGCAGCCCGGUGCCGGCUGCCCUCGAGCUGCUCGACCGGUGCCUAAACCCGGCAGACGCCUACGAGAACAUAGAGCAGCGCGCGGCUCCACUGAGCGCGCCUCCGCCCGGCCAGCUGUACCAGAACGUGGCCGCCGAGCAGAGCCCGGCCCGGGCCGGCGCCGCGGCGUCCCGACAGCCGGACGAGCCGGACGCCGGUCUCUACGAGCCGGACGCCGGUCUCUACGAGCCGAUCGCCUUUUCGGCUCCGUGCGGGAGCGCCCAGCUGGCCGGCACUCGGUCGGCCCAGACCGAGCCGGCCGAGCACCGCGCACCGCCCGCCGAGCACCGCGCACCGCCCGCCGAGCACCGCGCGCCACACACACAAACGUACGACAAAGCGGGCCAGUACGCGGAAGGCCUGCCGUACGAGAACGUGGACGAUGGAGACGGGGAGGCGGAUGGUGCCUGGGUGUACGAGGACGUGGCGCCGGCGCCGGCCGCCGCCGAGGAGAGCCACUAUGAGCCGGUGGGCGCGGCCGCCGCCCAGCAGCAGCCCGUCUACGAGCAGGUGCGGCAGUUCCGGCGCACUCUGCGCGAGGUGAACUCGAUGGUCCGGGUGGGCUCAUCCGCCCAGCCUGACGAGGUCGGAGAGGCCGCGCAUUGUCCAGCGCAGGCCGCCGAGCGACUGCGUGACGAUGAGCUCGACAAACUGUGGGAGGAGCAGCCACCGUGUCCUGCUGCUUCUGAGGAGCUGCCUUCCGUUUCUGAGGAGCCGCCUUCCGUUUCUGAGGAGUCGCAGUGUCCUCCUGCCUCUGAGGAGCCGCAGGGUCCUGCCUCUGAGGAGUCGCAGUGUCCUCCUCCUUCUGAGGAGCCGCCGUGUCCCCCUGCUUCUGAGAAGCCGCAGUGUCCUGCCUUUGAGGAGUCGCAGUGUCGUCCUCCUUCUGAGGAGCUGCAGUGUCCCCCUGCCUCUGAGGAGCCGCAGUGUCCUGCCUUUGAGGAGCUGCAGUGUCCCCCUGCCUCUGAGGAGCAGUGUCCUGCCUCUGAGGAGCUGCAGUGUCCCCCUGCCUCUGAGGAGCAGUGUCAUGCCUCUGAGGAGCUGCAGUGUCCCCCUGCCUCUGAGGAGCAGUGUCAUGCCUCUGAGGAGCUGCAGUGUCCCCCUGCCUCUGAGGAGCAGUGUCCUGUCUCUGAGGAGCUGCAGUGUCCCCCUGCCUCUGAGGAGCAGUGUCCUGCCUCUGAGGAGCUGCAGUGUCCCCCUGCCUCUGAGGAGCAGUUCCCUGCCUCUGAGGAGGACACUGUGACUGGGGAGGGAGGGGCGCCCGCGGCGGUCCGGGCAGCCACCCCUCCGGCAGUGGUGCGGUACCGGAUGGCGCUGUCGGCGAAGGGAGAGGAGGACAUUCAGGAGAGCGCUCAGUCCGGAGCUGAGCGCAGCGGCAGAGAGAGUCUGGCCAGCUCCGUGGGUGCGUCCACCAGCCUGGCCGGGGAGACGGCUGCCAGCGCGGCCGGCACUGAGCCGCGCAGCCGCCCGGUCAGCCCCGAGCCGCCCUCUGAGCCGCCGGCCGGUGCAGCCGAGCAGCCGGAAGAGCCGGCGCCCGGCCGACGGACCGCAGGAGCCGAGCCGCCGGGGACUGCGCCGCCGGGGACUGAGCCGCCGGGGACUGCGCCGCCGGGGACUGCGCCGCCGGGGACUGAGCCGCCGGGGACUGAGCCGCCGGGGACUGAGCCGCCGGGGACUGCGCCGCCGGGGACUGCGCCGCCGGGGACUGUGCCGCCGGGGACUGCGCCGCCGGGGACUGAGCCGCCAGAGGCUGACGUAAAGUCUAACCAAGAGCAGCAGGGCGGUGUCAGCAACAUUGUCAGAGCAGUUCAGACAGUGUCCCAGCCAAAACCCGAGAGCGUGGCUAGGGUGAAGGCCAAUGGAACAGACGGCAGUGCAGAGACACAGGCCACGGAUAGCCUGCUGGAUUCCGAGUCAAUCGCACCCGCUCAACACUGCACGGGCGGAGACUGGACUGCCGCCCACCUAGCGGAGUCGGCCAGCGGGCCAGCCCAGUCCGGCUGGGAGGAGCCGGCCCAGGUGCGGCCGGAGGCGCGCGCUCCCACCCUGGCCGAGCCGGUGGCCGCGGCCCGGUCCCCCACCUGGCCGGGACACUACAGGACGGCGGCCGUAGCGCGCAUCCUGCCGCCGCCGGAGCCGGCCCGGCCGGCCAGCCUCUGUCGGCGCCCCUCCGACCUGACGGCAGCCCGCGCCGAGCGCUGCCGGCCCGGUCCGCGGCGCGCCAGCGUGCGCCAGCUGCUCUCCCGGUUCGAGGCGGCCGGCGGCGGUGAUGCAGCGGCGCGCGACGAGCCGGUGCCGGCCGGCGGGCCGCUGACGGAACGCGCCGUCGGCUCUGUGCACGAGUCGACUGUGCGCGGGCCGUACGCGCUGGCCACGCGCUCGCUGCCGCGACCGGUGACCAGGCGGCGCGCCGCCUCCCCGGACGGCUGCUGCGCGGCGCCGGCCGCCCGUGCCCGCCCUCCGUCGCCGGCACCGGUGCGACGACACCUGUCCUGCCAGGCGGUGGCCGGCGGAGCCUCGUCAGGGGUCGGAGCGCCGGGGACGGCCGCGGACGGAGCGCCGGGGACGGCCGCGGACGGCCGGCAGCGCCUCAGUCCGGCCCGGCCGGACGGCGACACCUGCCCCUCGCCGGACCCGGCGCUCCGCGAGCCGGCCCUGCCUGUCAGCUCCACCGAGCCGAGCCCGGCCGCCGACGCCACGGCGCGCCAGCGCAUCGAACACUACAAGGAGCAGCGGCGCGCCCUGCUGCGGGGGAGCCUGCCGACGACACUGGCGAUGGCGGUGGUGGGCGCGGGCGGCGCCGGGGCGCCGAGGCCGCCGGCCUCCGUCAGCCGGCAGAGGUCGGCCCCGGAGGUGCGGCGCGCGCCCCAGCUCGGCAAAAUCCGCCACAUGGCCGCCCGGUUCGAGCCGGGGGCCGUGCCCACGCUGUAG